Pocillopora verrucosa is the source of this 585-nucleotide messenger RNA. The record is from RefSeq and is a predicted model, not a curated record. Lineage: Eukaryota; Metazoa; Cnidaria; Anthozoa; Scleractinia; Pocilloporidae.
AUGCUUUAUAAACUUGGCGAAAACCUAAAAGCGAAGGAGUAUGUUGAGAGGGCCCUUGCCAUAACAACCGAAAUUGGCGACAGAAAAGGGGAAGCAUUAUGUCAUGGAAUCCUUAGUACUUUGUUUCUGUCGCUCGGCCAAUUCGACAAGGCUAAAGAGUAUCUUCAAAAAGCGCUCGCCAUCAGAAUUGAAAUAGGCGACAGAGAGGGAGAGGCAGCUGAAAAGGCAAACCUAGGUACUUUGCUUCUGUCGCUUGGCCAAUACGACAAGGCUAAAGAGCAUCUACAAAAUGCGCUCCUCAUCAGAACUGAAAUUGGCGACAGAAAAGGAGAGGCAGCUGACUACGAAAAUCUAGGUACUUUGUUUCUGUCGGCCAAUACGACAAGGCUAAAGAGUAUCUCCAAAAAAGGGCUGGUCAUCAGUACUAAAAUUGGCUAUGAGGAAGGAGAAGCAGAAAAUCUUUCAAACCUUGGAACUGCGUUUAGUAUUGUUGGAGAUUAUGACGCUUCGGAAGUACAAUUGGAGAAAGCUUUAUCCAUAUCCAGAGAUAUUGGAGAUAGAAGAAAAGAGUUCCAAAUCUUUUGA